This is a messenger RNA of Drosophila ficusphila, 750 nucleotides long. RefSeq names its product peroxiredoxin-2. Gene Ontology annotation, molecular function: thioredoxin peroxidase activity. The record is from RefSeq and is a predicted model, not a curated record. Gene Ontology annotation, biological process: removal of superoxide radicals; response to oxidative stress; cell redox homeostasis. The transcript has a single exon. Gene Ontology annotation, cellular component: cytosol. The coding region runs from base 85 to 675 and encodes 196 amino acids. NCBI's taxonomy places the organism in Eukaryota, Metazoa, Arthropoda, Insecta, Diptera, Drosophilidae.
UCAUUCAUAUUCAAACCACAGACAACACAGCACCUGAAUUUUCGAUCUGAAAACUCAACUCGAAUACUAAAAUAAAACACCAAGAUGCGGAUGCUCAAUCUGAACCAACUUGCUCCUGAUUUUACCACCAGUGCCGUGGUGGCCGGUGGAUUCCGUAACCUAUCGCUGUCUGAUUUACGUGGCAGAUACGUCUUGUUGGUGUUUUAUCCGGCGGACUUCUCGUACGUCUGUCCCACGGAGUUGCAGGCAUUUAGCGACAGGGCUCCGGAAUUCCGAAACGUGGGCUGUGAGGUGCUGGCCUGCUCGACGGAUAGCCACUUUGUGCACUGCGCCUGGAUGAACACUCCCCGAAAGUCCGGUGGCUUGGGGGAGUUGGACAUUCCUCUGCUGGCGGACAAGUCCAUGAAGAUAGCCAGGGACUACGGAGUUCUCGAAGAGGACACAGGAUUGGCUCUACGUGCCCUGUUCAUCAUCGAUCGCGAGGGUCGCAUUCGCCAGAUCACUGUGAAUGAUAUGGGAGUGGGUCGCAGUGUGGAUGAGGCACUGCGUCUGGUUCAGGCCUUCCAGUUUAGCGACGAGUUCGGUGAAGUCUGCCCGGCCAAUUGGCGUCCGGGAGCCAGGACCAUGAAGAUGGACAACGCCGCCAAGGAGGAGUACUUCAAAUAUGCAACCUAGAUCAACAAUAUUUACAUUCUUAUGUUCAUACACAAGAGCAAGCAACCAAAUAAAGCAUAGAUGUUAUAAUGCUAA